UCUGCUACUCAAGACUGCAGUGUGUACUCACGCGUCUGCCCAUUUCCUUCAAAACCCCCAAGAACCCUAACCAUCUCCGAGCCAGCUACAAAUGCCGGGCGUCGCGUCGGACUCCGGCGGAGGCGCGUUGCUGCCGUUUACGGUGGAGGCCCAACCUGUAACUGUAUACCCUCUCCAGCAUGGCCUUAACUCUCCCAUAUCUCGCAUCUCUAUUUCCUGGUCCCGCGGCAACGCCCUCCGUGUCUCAGUUUUCGGGGUGUCGAAGUCAGGAAACGAUUCUGGCAGUGAAGGGGAUGAUAGAACCGGCGGGAAGGUGGUGGAGGUGAGGCUUGCAAGCGGGGAUGGAGAGAUCAGCAACGAUAAGUGGCGUAUGAUCGCCUACGGAUCAGUCUCACCCUUCGCGCUUCUUCAGAGCAGGAAAAACUCUGUGUCGUCGCUGUCCAAUAUGUCCAUGAGCAUUUCUCCUUACCAUGUUGAUUGGUGGGAGUACGUUCUAGAGUACAGCAAAGACAUAAACGCACUCCUCGGUAAUCCAACAGUGCUUCCUGGCCCCGUAAUUGAAGACCCAAAGAGAGUUUUAAAGAGAGUUGAAGAACCAACAUGUUUAAAGGCUGCGUGGAAGCUGAUGGAAAUUUUCUAUGCAGACAAGAUGUCUCACACAUGGCUACCUGAACGACUUGUUGAUUGGCUAGCUGUAAGUAUUGCUCUUCCAACUUCGAAAAUAUAUUAA
Messenger RNA from Carica papaya (papaya), 730 nucleotides. The record is from RefSeq and is a predicted model, not a curated record. NCBI's taxonomy places the organism in Eukaryota, Viridiplantae, Streptophyta, Magnoliopsida, Brassicales, Caricaceae.